UCGCAAAGCUUCUUGCCGUGGGAACCGUUCUUUUCCCGGUUUGGGACGCAUCUUUUACCUUGCUUGAGGGUCAGGGUGCGUGGAAUCGGUGGAUGGAAGAUGUCACUACUCUAUGCGUUUCCUGGUUCUUGUCUGUUCUUCUGGGAUUGGUUUCCCGUGGUUGCGAUUUUGUGAAGUUUGGAAUUGCAGAGAAUCUCGAGAUUGUAGGGAAGUUGUAA
Messenger RNA from Botrytis fragariae, 218 nucleotides. RefSeq lists its product as uncharacterized. The coding region runs from base 93 to 218 and encodes 41 amino acids. NCBI's taxonomy places the organism in Eukaryota, Fungi, Ascomycota, Leotiomycetes, Helotiales, Sclerotiniaceae. The record is from RefSeq and is a predicted model, not a curated record. The transcript is spliced from 2 exons.